CGCAUCGCGUUACACUCUGCUGCCACCUGGCCGACAACUGAACAACUCGCCUGGCUGACUGCCGCGACAAGCGCUCUCUUCACCUCGUCGCUGUCCCCCCUGUGCUCAGCGCAUCACAUUGCGAUGAAGAUCCCCCGCUUCGUCAAGACGUUGUACUUCCUCCUCGAGAAGGAGUCGCCUUCGUCCGUCGCGACGUGGGCCACCGACAGUCUCUCGUUCGUGAUAGUCUGUCCUCAGGUGUUUGCAUCGACGUUGCUGCCAAAGUACUUCGGGCACUCGAACUGGACCAAGUUCACGGCCGAGCUAGCUCGGUUCGGGUUUCGGCCAGACCGCGCAACGUCCAAGGACAUGGCGGUUUCCGUUGAGUACAGCCACGUGGACUUUCAGCGCGGCAACCUCAAGCGACUCCACUGCGUUCAGCCGAGGAGACAAGGGGAGCUCGACCGUCGCGCCGUCGUCGACGAGAUCGAGGACACAAUCUUGCAGAUCAAGCGCAAAGUUGUCCAGGAAGUAGUCGCCGCCCAAGACAUUGCCAACUGCUUGGAAUCUGUGGUAGACGACUUGUUUGACGUGCCGCCGCUGUUCCGACCAGCGCUACCUCCGCCAUCAACCCCCGCAACGUAUCUUACGACAGGCCCGAUGUACCUCCCAGCCGCCCAGCUUCCCUGGAGGAGGAUACCUGCAUGUGGGUCGUCUCAUGCGACGUGCACAAGAGCGACAAGCUUUUCAUCCCCACCCCCUGUGAUCUCGCCCAUGGUGCCGUCGAAGCCGUUCACUUCUUGGCAGCAGCCCCAUCCGCUCUCCCUCAACCAUGACGUCGACUUGAGCGAUUCCACUUUUGCCAUUCUAGAAGGCAUGAUGGUCGCACAGGUGGACUCGCCAACGUCGUCGAGGCAGGUUUCGUUGUUCGAGCAGCACGAAGCUAAGUCGCCCCCCCUCAGAACAUAGCCCUCUCAUCGUGGACCACAGACACACAAUUUCCUAACUUAUCCAUCGUUCCAUCAAUGCACUCUUGGCUUG
Messenger RNA from Aphanomyces invadans, 1020 nucleotides. RefSeq lists its product as hypothetical. Gene Ontology annotation, biological process: regulation of DNA-templated transcription. NCBI's taxonomy places the organism in Eukaryota, Oomycota, Saprolegniomycetes, Saprolegniales, Verrucalvaceae. The record is from RefSeq and is a predicted model, not a curated record. The transcript has a single exon. The coding region runs from base 124 to 948 and encodes 274 amino acids. Gene Ontology annotation, molecular function: sequence-specific DNA binding; DNA-binding transcription factor activity.